CAACAAUGGCGAGGAGUAGAGCACUUUCCUCACAUACACCUGAACUGAACCUAAUAGGACUUAUGUAACACAAGACGGAUUUCUCAGCUGAAGAGAUUUACACAUCAACCGCCACAGUACGAAUGGUGUUAUCCGAAACCCCUCUCACGAAUGAUAACAUUGUGGAUGGAAUAAGAUGACGCGCCUAUCCCUAGUGCACCUGCUGACCUUUGCGUUGAUUCACGUGACCUCACCGAGGACUGUCCCAUCAUCCUUCACGGUAGACGAGGACGACCUACUUGGGAAACUUACACCAAGACGAGCGCCCGUUAUCUACCCACCCCUUCCGUUUAACCCCAGACAUAUUCAGCCUGAUGAAAUGACGAUUCAACCGACAGUUAUCUCCCCUUCUCCGUCUUCACUCUUCAUGUAUACCUCUCAGCAGAGUCAGAUAUAUUUCCCCAAUACGGUGAGAACUAUAUUUAUAUAUACAUCAUCGUCAUCAUCUAUGAUGUCUUCGUUACAACCAUCAUCAUCAGCCACAGAUGUAGGUCCCCUAGAAACACCAUCAGUGUCGACAUCAGUUUCAGCCACAUCAUCCAGCAUCAAUCACAACGUGAUAAGAUGUCCUACACCCAUUGUGGCACAGCUGGAAACGUGGUCUAGCACCGCCACAACCUCUGAGACACGGUUAACAAUAACUCCUACAAAGACAAUACACCGCACAGUCAGGACAGCAUCCCAGGUAGAACCUGAACCCCAUCCUCACCCAACGUCAGCCACAUCAUCAGCUAGUCUUCCAGGACAAUCGACCACCUCGUCCAUCUCACAGUCCGCAACCACAAUGAUGGCUGACAGUCUCCCCCGAACACCACAACCGUCAAGGAGUGUCACAGAAACGUCCACAGGGUCACCACAGCCUGGUAUACAAGGUUCCAAGACGAUUCUUGCUUCAGCACCAAUGCUAUCACAUCUUUCACAAAGCACCAGAAUGAACACGAACGUUGUGUCCAUAUUUCCAACAGCAACACAUACGAUACAAGCGGGGACAACCAGUGAGGAUUCAGAGUGUGGGUCGACCUAUCUCCCAGGGGACACUCGUCGCACUUUUGAACCCUACUUCAGGCCAUCGGUUUCUCUUUUUCCGAGUAACCUGCACACAGAGAGCUUUGACCUGGAUGGGGAAUACCUCUCUGUCAAGACUCUUAAUUUUCAAUCUGACUCACUUACAGCACCAACCGUCUUCAGUUCGACGUCCGGCACUCUGGAUCAAAGCUCAUUGCUCCCUACCCCUGACUACAUAGUUGUGAGUAGGUCUUAUGGACACCGGUUUGAUUCAAGCAGAGCACCAGAAAUGACACAAAGCUUUGAUGUUGCAGCGGAUCGGAACCAUGGUUUGCACAUCAGCAGGAAGACAGAUGUAAGUCGCCUUCCUCAAGUUCCUGAACCACUGCUGGGCUUAAACGCCGCCUUGAAUGAACUUUCAGGCGUCAGUCAUAAAGCAGACGCAACGAGCUCAAGUAAUAAGUCACUCUUGUCGAUUCUUUCCAAAGCGCUGAGCUCCAUGACAACCGAACCGUCACACCACACCAACAGCAUACCCUUCCGAGCCAGUGACAUGUUCGGUAGCUACCUAGCUCAGGGUGCUGGUGGAAUUCAUCCUCGUUCUCUGCCUGGUGAUCUGAGUCAGACCCAGUUCACGGAUAUUACUAGCAACUCAUUACCCCAAUCUUCCAAACAGAAUUUUCAACGGGAUGAAUUUUCUACUACAACGUCCAAACGAACGACCGAAGAAGGUCCUCUGAGACAACUGCUCGGUGGCAUGGAAGCAUUAGCCUCAGGGAGGACUGUAGCCACUGUGACAUCAACAGAGACAACCCCAUCGACAACAACAACCACUACAACUACGUCUACCACUACAACGACGACUACUACAAGCGCUAAGCCAUUAAUUCCUGAUAUCUGCCAGACGCUGUGUCGAUUGGGCCAGUGCCCGCCGUCGUGUGUCGGAAGGGUGUCAGGAUGGAGUCGAUGAUGUUGCUGUCGCCGGUGGACGGUCCGACGUCGGUUGAUGGGUCCCUGUCGCGUUACAACACAGGACAACAGUUGACCCACGAAGCAAGAAGAAAGGCAACACCAGCACAUCAAACCCGUGGGCACUUGGCGUCAUUGUCCUGCAUGUCUUUAAAUAGUGCCUUGAUCAAAAGGUUCAUAGUUGUUCGACUAGAGGCACGCAACGUUCAGCUAAUCAGCAAAUGCGUCAAGCACCUGUAGACUUAUUGGAUGCGUGAAACUCCGUGGCAAGUCCUGUCGAGAACUGUUCAACAGCCAACAGAGGGCCAACACUGGGUCAUCACAGUGUGUCUGACGCGUUGCCAUCACAUUCCGUAGUCACAAUCAAUCAAAUAACGUCAUAUGAAAUUUUAAUUCAAUUACAACACUCCAACUUUGCCCAUCCUCGUGGACCGGCAGUUAUUUCAUGAUUGUUUAAACAGGAGUGGGUAAUAAAUUUACAUUCAUAACGCUCUAAUUUCCAUGCACGAUGACCUGCUCGAAGCGCACACUGGAGGGUUUCGAGAGAAAUAGACAGGACAGGUUUUGAUUUGGUUGCCGCACUCAGCAAUAUUCUAGCUAAAUGACGGCGGUCUGUUAAUAAUCGAGACUGGACCAGACAUUCCAGUGAUUGACAUCAUGAGCAUCGAUCUACGCAAUUGGGAUACGAUGACAUGCAUC
Messenger RNA from Haliotis rufescens (red abalone), 2712 nucleotides. RefSeq names its product mucin-5AC-like. The record is from RefSeq and is a predicted model, not a curated record. Lineage: Eukaryota; Metazoa; Mollusca; Gastropoda; Lepetellida; Haliotidae. The coding region runs from base 176 to 2014 and encodes 612 amino acids. The transcript has 4 exons.